UCAAACAACCAGCACAUGAGGUGUCAUUUAUUAGAAAAGAGAACCGCCACCACCACAACACACAUACACACACACACAUAAAAGAAAUCCAAAUGGUAUUAACAGAGUCCACCCUUCCCAAAGAUUCAUCCUCGAAUCCAGGCCGAACCGAUUCCGGAGGAGGGGGGGGGUGCAAUUCCCACCUUUACAACUACAUCGUCGAACGGGCCGCGCCGAGCAAGUUGUGUCAAAUGCGUCACGUCCAGCCCAGGCCCUACACCCCCCUUUAUCCCGACCUCAUCGCGCGGGUGACACAGUCCAACGACUACACCCUGCGCCCCCCCCCUUACGUCGUGCAACAGACCCUGAUGGAGUUCUACCGGGUCUGUAACGGGCAUUACGGCAUUCACUGCGAGGUCCCAAGCUCGAUGGAGCUGCUCACGAUGCAGGGCUAUCACGGCAACACGAGUCCGAGCGGGGGCGGCGCCCCACAGGGAGCUCCAUCGUCGUCGUCCCCGGGCUUAGCGGCCUGCACCACACGGUCGGGCAUCACGGGUGUGCCCAAUAAGCUAGUGGCCGGUGCAAGGGAUGGGAGACGUGAUGGGAAUGAUGAGGAAACGUUGAGGGCUAAUGACUUUACUAAAGUCUUGGAUGAUUACCGAAUUACACAACUCCGCCGCAAUGCCCAGCACCAAGAUACCUAUAACGGUAGAAGACUGUGCAUGUACUUCAAUACACGCGAGGGAUGCCGCCGGGGGCCCUAUUGUGAAUUCCUUCAUGUGGAUAAGAACGGUGCAUUGGCGCAGAGUCGUCGUGUGGAAAGUGAUACUUAAACGAAGGAUAGAGUACAUCCUCCUUUAGAUGAUAUUACAAAAGGAGAGAAAAAGGAUUAAAAAUAUAUAAGUGAAACUAUAUUGCUAAAACGGAUCGAAUACAUGUCUGUCAUAUAGCACUAUUAAGCUAUAGUUGUUUCUUUCUGUUGAUUGGGGGGUUCCUCUUGUUGCUGAUGCAAAGCGUAA
Molecule: messenger RNA, 998 nt
Organism: Phytomonas sp. Hart1
Lineage: Eukaryota; Euglenozoa; Kinetoplastea; Trypanosomatida; Trypanosomatidae
Source: the annotation of a GenBank genome assembly